This is a messenger RNA of Aspergillus affinis, 378 nucleotides long. RefSeq lists its product as uncharacterized. The coding region runs from base 1 to 378 and encodes 125 amino acids. Lineage: Eukaryota; Fungi; Ascomycota; Eurotiomycetes; Eurotiales; Aspergillaceae. The record is from RefSeq and is a predicted model, not a curated record. The transcript has a single exon.
AUGGGAAAUGCGGAAAAGGAACGCCGAGCUCGAGUGUCACCUAGGAAUCCGCCAGUGGUAUCACAACUGGAAUUUUUACCUGCAGAAAUCCAGUAUGCCAUCAUGGAUUACUUGGGAUAUAAAGACGUAUUGAAAGUCCAGAAAGCUCUUCGAUGGACCCUCCCAGGGCCCUACUGGAGGACUCGCAUUGACACCCGACUUUUCUUUGAGGUGAACGAAGUGCUUGGUGAUGAGCGCAUUAACUGGCAGUUUCUAGCUCUGCAAUUGGAGAAGGGGGAGGCCGGGCCUGCUCGAAUAUUCCUGUGUGAUCUUCUCCAGGAUCUCGUCAGGGACUUUAAACGGUUACUGGACGAGGACCAAAGUGAACAAUCCGCAUGA